AUGCUCUCAUCAUUAUUAAAGUUUAUUUUAUUAAUAUCAUUCAUAACAAUGUUAGUAGCAAAAGGAAUAUGGCCAGCCAGAGAACUACGUAGUAUUGAUACUGUAGCGGAGUUCGAUAAUUCAGCAACGAAUGGCAGCUAUAUUCAAGGAACACCAUCAGAAGAAGGAGAAAAAGAAACAAGUAGUCGUUUCAAACGUUGUAGACAAUGUCCAAUACCAAAUGAAGGCGACUGUUGCCCAGGAAAAUAA
This is a messenger RNA of Didymodactylos carnosus, 249 nucleotides long. Lineage: Eukaryota; Metazoa; Rotifera; Eurotatoria; Philodinida; Philodinidae. The record is from the annotation of a GenBank genome assembly.